CGAUUCUGAUUGGCUGGCAGGUUUUGAUUAAAUUCGUUGAACCGCACAGGUGGUUCCAAUCAGUUUAAUGCGCUUCCUAUAAACAUUGGUAACCAUAGUAACAUACAUUUACAGUUAAAUAGUAAUACAGACGAAAAUAACCGUCAUUUUUAUCGUUCCGGUCAAAUAUUGCAGCGCAAAUAUUAUUAACAUCUUUAAUAUGUGAAUGCUGGCAAAUGACCAUGGCAUAAACGGGAUAAUCAACGCUGCGCGUCGGGCGGUUCUUCGCCUCCACGUCGUACAUUCAAAUCGUUUAAUGCACAGCUAGCCGUUGAUUAUCCCUUAUAUAAUUAAAACCAACUGUUUACUGGAGACAAUCCCUGCGUCCCAAUGUGCAUACUAUCCACCCUAUCUGCCCUAAAUAGUAUUGAAAAUUACUAAUGUCACAUAGAUUUUAGGAUGGAUAGUAUGCACAUUGGGACGCAGGCAUUGUUCAGACUGAGAACCGGUUCGACUGAUUCAAUGAUCCGACUCAUAAGAACGAUUCACGAAACUGUCAUCACUUACUUACUUCUGGACCGAAAACUGGCGCACUAUUAAGGUUAUACAAACAACAGAAAAACAGUUAACUUCUAAGGCGUUUUGUUCUUGAGGGUGUUGUAUCUAAGCGACGUCUGUUAUGGAUGAGAUAUGAACUAUGAGCUUCCAUAAAUACUAAAGGACGAACCGCUAUAAAGGAAAAGACAAGGAAUUUGAAGUAGCCUAGCAUACAGCACUGGAUAUCUGACUCUGCAAAAUGACAAAAGAAGAAGAAAACCCUGAGUGGGUUGGUGGUCAAGAAUUUUACGACAAAUAUGAACCUAAGGAGAUAUUAGGACGAGGUGUGAGCAGUGUAGUUCGCCGAUGUGUGGACAAACGGACUGGCCAGGAAUAUGCAGUAAAGAUCAUAGACAUCACACCAUCGGACAAAAUGACAACUCAAGAGAUAAAGGAAAUCCAGCAGGCCACUGUGAAAGAGAUCGACAUUCUUCGAAAAGUGUCUGGACAAAAAAACAUAAUUCAGCUGAAGGAUUGCUUUGAAUCAAAGGCCUUCUUCUUUUUGGUGUUUGAUCUGAUGAAGAGAGGAGAACUCUUUGAUUACCUCACAGAGAAAGUCACUCUAAGUGAGAAAGAGACAAGAAAGAUUAUGCGAGCUCUUCUGGAGGUGGUUGAGUAUCUUCACACCCACAAUAUAGUCCAUCGUGAUCUGAAACCAGAGAACAUUCUGUUAGAUGAUGAUGUGAAUAUCAAACUCACUGAUUUUGGCUUCUCGAUCCAGAUUGAGCCUGGACAAAGACUGAAUGAGGUUUGUGGGACACCAGGUUACUUGGCUCCAGAAAUAAUUGAGUGCUCCAUGGAUCCCAAUCAUGCUGGUUAUGGGACUGCUGUUGACAUUUGGAGCGCAGGCGUGAUCUUCUACACUCUUUUGGCUGGAUCUCCACCUUUCUGGCACAGGAAACAAAUGCUGAUGCUUCGAAUGAUUCUUGCAGGAAAAUACGAAUUCAGUUCUCCGGAGUGGGAUGACCGCUCAGACACUGUCAAAGACUUGAUUUCCAGGUUAUUAGUUGUGGACCCACAAAGUCGUUAUACAGCCACAGAAGCUCUCAAUCACCCGUUCUUCCAGCAGUACGUGGUUGCAGAAGUACGUAAUUUCAGCCCUUACAGGAAGUUCAAGGUUAUUUGUAUGACCGUACUUGCCGCCAUGCGUAUCUACUGCAACUAUCGUCGUGCCAAACCUGUCACCAAAGAGGUGCUCCGCAGCGACCCAUAUGCCAUCAAACCUCUACGCAAGAUGAUCGACGCAUGUGCCUUCAAGAUCUACGGCCACUGGGUGAAGAAAGGGCAAACUCAGAACAGAGCAGCUUUAUUUGAGAACACUCCAAAAGUCAUCCUGCUCUCCAUUGCUGCUGAGGAGAUGGAUGUGUCACCCAGGACUUGGAGAAAUGUAGUAUCCCUCCAAUAAUGCACCACUGGCAUCAACUAGUCUUGAACAUUUGGCUCUUAAAGCUCAGUCCUUUUCUGUUUUGCAUUUGAGCUCAUAGCACAGCGGAAGCCCAGGUUAUCAGAGGCC
This is a messenger RNA of Onychostoma macrolepis, 2089 nucleotides long. It is a transcript of the gene phkg1b, whose product is annotated as phosphorylase kinase, gamma 1b (muscle). NCBI's taxonomy places the organism in Eukaryota, Metazoa, Chordata, Actinopteri, Cypriniformes, Cyprinidae. The record is from RefSeq and is a predicted model, not a curated record. Gene Ontology annotation, biological process: glycogen biosynthetic process; protein phosphorylation. Gene Ontology annotation, molecular function: phosphorylase kinase activity; calmodulin binding; ATP binding. Gene Ontology annotation, cellular component: phosphorylase kinase complex. The coding region runs from base 776 to 1981 and encodes 401 amino acids. The transcript has 11 exons.